CCGCUCCUCGGCCGGCACCGGGAUAGCACGCAUGCGUAUUUUCUUUGAAUGGGUGGCGCCUUUAUCCUCGCGGCGGCUGCAGGAGCCCUGGCCUUGCUGCUGCUGGCAGUGCGGCUGUGGGUAGUCCUGAGUCCUCGCGCUCCUGUGCCUCGGCGGUCUCUCAGCCUCUUGGUGGUGGCUGGAUCUGGUGGGCAUACCACUGAGAUCCUAAGGCUGCUGGAGAACCUGUCCAAUGCUUAUUCUCCUAGACAUUAUAUCGUUGCUGACACUGAUGAAAUGAGUACCCAUAAAAUAAAUUCUUUUGAACAAAUUCGAGCUGAUAGAAACCCCAGUGCUACGUUUCCUGAAUACUAUGUUCACCGCAUUCCCAGAAGCCGGGAGGUCCAGCAGUCCUGGCUGUCUUCAGUGCUCACCACCUUGUACUCCAUGUGGCUCUCUUUCCCCCUGACUUACCGAGUGAAGCCAGAUUUGGUGUUGUGUAACGGACCGGGAACAUGUGUUCCUAUCUGUAUAUCUGCCCUUCUCCUUGGGAUACUGGGAAUAAAGAAAGUGAUCAUUGUCUACGUUGAGAGCAUCUGCCGAGUGGAACAUUUAUCCCUGUCCGGAAAGAUUCUGUUUCACCUCUCCGAUUACUUCAUUGUUCAGUGGCCAACUCUUAAGGAGAAGUAUCCCAAAUCUGUGUACCUCGGGCGAAUUGUUUGACCUACGACAACUUACUUCUUUAGAAUUUUGCUAACCGCAGUGUUUACUGUAAAUGGGGAACAAAAAAACUACAUGUUUUUUAUAAAAAAGCUUUUGAAAAUCCUGAGAAUUGUUGGUGAUCAAGAGUAAAGAAAUGUGUCAGGAACCCAGUGAGGAAACUGAGGUUCCUGUUAUAAAACAAACAUUAAUAAACUAUUAAGUACA
Molecule: messenger RNA, 906 nt
Organism: Budorcas taxicolor (takin)
Lineage: Eukaryota; Metazoa; Chordata; Mammalia; Artiodactyla; Bovidae
Gene: ALG14
Product: ALG14 UDP-N-acetylglucosaminyltransferase subunit
Exons: 4
Coding region: 49-702 (217 amino acids)
Biological process (GO): dolichol-linked oligosaccharide biosynthetic process
Cellular component (GO): UDP-N-acetylglucosamine transferase complex
Source: RefSeq, a predicted model, not a curated record